Daldinia loculata is the source of this 3047-nucleotide messenger RNA. RefSeq lists its product as uncharacterized. Gene Ontology annotation, biological process: mitotic G2 DNA damage checkpoint signaling; mitotic DNA replication checkpoint signaling; DNA replication initiation. The coding region runs from base 183 to 2807 and encodes 874 amino acids. The transcript is spliced from 3 exons. NCBI's taxonomy places the organism in Eukaryota, Fungi, Ascomycota, Sordariomycetes, Xylariales, Hypoxylaceae. The record is from RefSeq and is a predicted model, not a curated record.
CGACGCGACUUUAGAAGCCGUUUUGGAAACUUUGACGCGACUUAAUUAAGAAGUUGUCGAACUUGAACUUGAACUUGAACUUGGUGCUAACAAAGAUAUCGCUCCACCCUAUCAUCUUACCAGUCGCCUAACACUUUUAACCGUUGCUACAAUGCUUUGCUUCCGUAAAGUACCCUGAGAUAAUGGAUUCUUCUUCCCCGACGCCAGAUAAGCCGUUUGAUCCCUCUAAGCCUUUUGGGGGGCUCGUUCUUUGCUGCACAAGUAUCGAGGCAGACCUACGUACAGAAAUUGCCCAGCGAACUAUCGAUCUAGGCGGCAUCCAUAAGUACGACCUUACUCCAGAUGUAACCCAUCUUAUCGUCGGAGACUACGACACAGCUAAAUAUCGCCAUGUCGCAAGGGAGAGGCCUGACAUCAAGCCUAUGGCGGCCGGCUGGAUCGAUGCUGUGCGGGGGCUGUGGCUGGAAGACAAGGACUUCGACUUUACCGCCUUGGAGGAGGAGUGGAGGCUAAAGACUUUCGAAACAGGCGGUGGUAUCCCUAAAAGUCCGAUCGAGGAGCAAAGAGAAAAGACAAGACUGAUAUGCUGCUUAACCGGAUUCGAGGAUAAUGAUACGCGUGUCAUGAUAGAGGAUAAGGUUAGAGCGAACGGCGGCGAUUAUAUUGGUGAUCUUUCUCGGCGCGUUACCCAUCUUAUCGUCUGCAAACCUGAAGGGAAGAAGUACGUCGCCGCGCGGAAGUGGGGGAUAAGAACCGUCUCUAUCGAGUGGCUACACGACAGCAUCGAGCGAGGUAUGAUACUUAACGAGGAGUGCUACGACCCGACAUUGCCUGCGGAAGAACGGGGCAAGGGGGCUUGGAUAAGAAGGGAGCUUAAACGAGGAGCCUCUCUGGGUAAGAGGAUGCGUGACGGCGUGACUGCUCCUCCGGGAGACGAGAGUAGGAGGAAGCUCAGGAAGACUGCGAGUAUGAAGCUCACUAGCCAAAGAGAUAAUCUUUGGGGUGACAUUCUCGUUGGCCAAUCGUCGACCGAUCUAUCUAAGUCAGCUGCCACCAUGACGAGUGAGCGUCCGGCCAGCGUGCCCCCUAUUCUUGCGGCCGACUUGACGGGUCCUACCGUUGGAGACCAACAGUUAUCCAACAGUCACAUUCAGCCUCUUGAUAGCGGCGUAUUCUCCUCGUGUCGCUUUUAUGUCCACGGUUUCCCUCGGAGCAAACAGGAAGUUGUACGCCAUCAUAUCUCAUCUCAUGAUGGGCAGAUCUCAGAGUCUGUCGAGGAUGCCGCUUCAACUCGUCAUAGUGAGCCACCAGAUCGGCGUUAUCUCAUCGUGCCCCAAACCUCGCAACCCGAUACUCACCCUCAAAUUCCGGAAGGAAUGCACAUCGUUACCGAAUUCUAUAUUGAGCGAUGUGUCCAUAAUAAGAUCCUUUUUAAGCCGCGUGAACACGUGCUUGGACAACCUUUCCCGCGGUUUCCUAUUGAGGAUUUCCGUGAUUUAAUGAUAUGCACGUCCGGGUUUAGGAACGAGCAAUUAAACCAGGUGGAAAAAGCCAUUGUUCAACUUGGCGCCAAAUAUUCAGAGCGAUUAAACGCCCGAUGUUCGAUACUAGUCUGCCCUUCUCUUGACGGCGUGAGGAAACAGAAGCUGGAUUUUGCCGUGCUGUCCAAGAUCCCCGUGGUCGAUGCUGACUGGCUUUGGCAAUGCAUUACUACGGGUUGUUUAGUACCAUGGGAUAAAUUCUUAUUCACAUCACUCGCUCAGCAGGUCGUUAUGUCGCGCGACGCGCCUGCGAAUAUGGCGAAGGGUAACUUUCUGGGAUCAAAAUCGGACUUCAGGUCUAAGAACGAAUUCAAGUCAAAUCAUCCAGCACCAGCGAUAAAAAGUGGCAUCGAUACGACAGCUUUCGAUGACGAUAUCCCAAUGCCUGAGGAGGCGAUAGCUCAGGAGCAGAAAACAGGCGAAUCCAAAUUCGAAACGGCACCUACUCAUCAAACAGAAGGUACAGAUCUUGAGCCUAUAACUACCACUACGGCGCUCUCGGAGUUGACCUCGAACGCACUUAACAAGUCACCGUCACCACAGAAGGCUACACCGGUACCGCGCAAGUUGAAACGCUUCCCAACCGGAGGUGAAGUAAGCGACUCCGAAAGCGGAGAAGAUUCUGAUGCUUCCGUUACCCACCUGCAAGAGCACCAAGAUACAGGAAAGGAUGAGGAGGAAGAACAGAAGCGACAGGCUGAACGGGCAAAAGCAGCAGAGCGCGAAGAGAUGUCCAAACGAUUAAACUCUCUUAUGGCUCGCGACGGAACGGCUCAAGAGAGCGACGGUAUAAAGCCGCAACCAGCACCGCGACAGCAGCGACGGAGGCGAGAGAUCUUUGGUCGUGCGGCGAGUAAUGUGUCGACGGCGUCAAGCACAAGUGUGGAAUCGUUAACACAUAUGAGCAGUUCUAGAUCUAAUCUCAGAAGAGCCGAGUCUUCAGCAUCACGCUUAGACUCGAUGCAGGGUACAAAUACUUUCGGGUUUCUAGACAAGGUGAUUAUGCAGGAGGGCGGAAACAGCAGCCUUGGGGCAGAGAAUGGUGAUAGCCCGCCUCGGGCCACGCAGCUGGAGUAUGACAACCCCGAAGCCCGGCAGCAUCGGGCGGCUGUUGUGGGUCGGAUGAUGGCGGAUAGCAAGCAGAGCGAUAUAAAUGGCAACGUGCAGAGCCAGAGGAAAGAUCAUUUAGUGCUCGCAAAGGAAGAUGGCAAGUUAGACGGUAAUGCGCAAAAGCCUUUAGCAAAAAGGACUACUAGGCGCCGGUGAUCUUGUUCAUACUCGGAUCGAAUAGCGAGGGUCAGGAUUAAUCGAUUUGAAAGAAAUCGCCUGCAGUUAUAAACCUCUCAGCAAGACAUGAGCAUCGCCGGAUGAGGGUUGGAUACGGACUUAACAUUAGCAUAUUCGUGACGGUAGUGCGUUCUAGAGCAAGAGCGCAUCUACGCGGAAUGCCAUGCUGUGCCUAUUUUAGAGUAGCAGCAAAGUGAAUGUAAAUGAAUUUGAUGUCGA